CAAAUAUGUAGUAGCGGGGUCAGGUAUUGUUUAUAUGACAUGGAUUGUAAUUCAUGGAAAGAGUAGAAGAUAUAUCUGUUGUGAUCGAAGAAAGACUUCAGUACGCUUUUGUAAUAGUGCUCUGGUAGUGUGUAGAAUUCCUGUUGCUGAUGGUGUUUAGGUUUGAAUUGUGAUUGUGUUACGCAAAUGAGAUGAAUGUGACAGGAUACAAACGUUAUUGUCUAACUUUACGCUGACGUGAGAAUGGGGAAGAAGAAGAAAAGGGCGAGAUGGGUUCAGCAAACAGUCCGUCCAUUGUUGCUACCUUUGGUGCCGUGUCAAGGUACGUCAGCUGCUGUGACUAGCACAUCUGGAGGAGCAGAAAGUGCAGCACCUCCAGAAAAAGUAAUACAGGAGGACCUUACUGAUGAAGUGAGUGAAGUGGACUUUACGAACGAAGUGACAGAGGUGGAAGAUACGAAUGACGAGAUAGACGUUCUCGGUAAAUAUGCUGUCCGCUUACUAGCUGCACAUCCUAAUAUUCUGUCAAAUGCAACACCUGACAUCUGGCAUAAAAUUACAGUGAAACCAGCUGGAGGUGACAAAGUAGCUAUUCUCGAUGCCAUCAACAAGCAGAUUUCUCCACUGGAGCUCAUUCCGUAUUUUUUUUGCAUGGAGGGUGGACAUAUAACAUUCCUAGUGAAUAACUGCAGUGCUGCACUGGCAGCAUUGUUCAAACAGAACCUCAGAGUGCCAUUUUAUCCUUUUAAGCAACGUGAAUUGGUACUCCAGCUUCAUUCCAAGAAAGUGAACCUCUCUGCAGUUCUGCAGAAAAUUAUCAGUAAAAGGCUAAAUUCUGAGAAAACAGUCUUAGACCUGUCAAACAUGAAUAGCAUUCCUGAGUAUCAGCAAGUGAUGUACGACCCAUCAAAAAGCUCUCAUUUACAGCAGCAGUUGCUGAAAAAUGCACAGGUCAUGGCUCCAAACCUCAUCAGCCUCUGUCUAGCAGGAAAUGAGCUGUCGACACUGAGCCACCUCACCCCAGUCUUUGCAGAUAAAACCAAAUGGAGGUCACUAAAAGUAUUAGAUCUGAUGGACAACGAGAUCCAGACAGCUGGUGUGCUGCCAACCCUCAAUUCUCUGCCUAUCACAGAAUUGUACUUGCACAAAAAUCCUGUGUGUGGGAAAUAUAAAACACGUGAGGCCUACACGAGCAUCGUCACAGUGAACUUCCCCCGUCUCAUUAAGUUGGUGAGUUAUAAAGACGGGACUUACGUGCCGCACAUGCCAGGCUUACCACAGUGGCGUCCAAAUUACAUUUUCUGUGGCAGCCACGGCGACUCGAGUGAGCUCGCCGACCAGUUCAUCGAGCACUUUUUCACCCUGUACGAUGGUGAGGUUCGGACGGGGCUUCGAGGCUUGUACCAUGAGGACGCCUACUUCUCUCUCUCUAGCACAUACUAUGCUGGACAGAGCACAGCAACCAGUAAGGGGUUGAGCCCCUACAUAGCACACAGUGGCAACAUCUUACACACGUCCAACAAACAGAAUACAAAAAUUGCACUAUGCCAUGGGGCGAAGAAUAUCCUCUCAAUACUUCAGGCGCUGCCACAGACCCAGCAUGACCCAUACUCCUUCACUGUGGAUGUCCUGCAUCAUUCCGAGAUAAAGACUAUAUUGACAGUUACAGGAGUGUUCAAAGAGCUAACACCAGAACAAGACGAAUCGCCUCGACAUUUUAUGCGUACCUUUGUCCUUGUCAGACUAGCGAAAGAGGAAUACCAGAUAGUUAAUGAUAUUGCGCACGUUACAAAUGCGGCAACGGGAGAAGCAGAGAAUGCAUUUAAAUACCCAAAGCCAGAUACAGUCCUAAAGAAAAUCAGGCCACCGAGGGAGGUGACAGAGAGUGAUAAAAAUUCUAUGAUUGAAAAGUUAUCACAGCUUACCGACAUGACAGCUGAGUGGUCACGCAGCUGCCUGGAUACUGCGGACUGGGACUUAAGAAGAGCUCUCCUAUUAUUCAUUGAAAUGUACAAAGCAGAUACAAUUCCAGCAAGUGGAUUCAGAAAACCAAAAGAAGCAGCGAAAUCUUGAAAGCGAGAAAGCUUCUUGUUAUUACAGAAAAAGAUGAUGAAAGUUAGUUUUGAGACCGAUUAACUGAGGUACAUCUGAUGAAAGUUAGUUUUGUGACUGACUAACUGAGGUACAUCAGCAGGGAACAGAGUGCAGAGAGCAAUUAAUGUGAUGUUCGUUGUAUCCAAAGGAAAAUUUAACCGAAAGAACUCGUAAACUAUGGGCAAAAUAACUGUCCAAUAUGUGCCUCAAAGAAGUGAUACACACACAAAAGUAAAAGUACACAACACUAUCCUAGCUUUUGGGAUGUGUGCGUAUGUGGGCACGAGCACAUAUGUGGACACACGCAGGCACGUUGCACAAUUUGUCUGAAGGUUAGCAAACUUUCAGUCUUUUUUGUGUGGCUGUCAAUGAAUCACCGCUUCUACUGUGCAGUGAGUGGUGUCCUUUACUCCUAAAUUAUGUACAUUCUCUCUUCAACUAUAUUUGACCUGUGGCCACUGGACAUUUAACUGUCAAUAAUUCGAUGUCAGAUACAGCACUCGUAGCAGAUCUCGCUUCACAGCAGAUAAAACAGUAGAGCCCUUAAGCUCACAGUUUACACCAAACUGCAGUAAGACGGCCAAGUCUUCAGACAACUCAAGUUUAUCAAGCAUAACCUGGUACCAGGCAAUUUUGCUUGAGCUCGGAACCCUACAUAACUUAAAGUAUCAUUGAUUGUUCGUCAGUAUUAAUUUGUUACGUGUUGUACUCAUAUUAUCUACAGUCGGAAGCCAACAGGUCUGAAAUGGGGAGCUGUGAGAUGUGUAUGCUUGCCCGUCACUGCUGCCUUGGCCGUGCACUGGCACUGCUCUGAAACAUCGUCCAAACAAAUUACCAGCAGUAGCUGUCGUAACAUCAAAACAUCCGACAGUUAAUUACUCAAAAUAGAUCUGAGCAUAAUUGUUUUGAGACACACUCUGUUACAUAUUACUUUGACAUCACCUGCAGACACACUUACAUGGGCAACUUUGGAUCCUCACACUAGAUCUUGCCCCCCUCUCAUCCUGCAGUCUUGAAUGAACCGCAUUCCCUUGUAACUUUCCACAACCUAUUUCUCUCUCCUACCCCAAGGGAAGGAACUAAUUGUUCUGAAAGCUAGUAUAGUGUUAUGUACAUUUCUUUAUAUACAUGUGUAUUGGCACUACUAAAUAUAUCGCCUUCUGAAAGUUGUUACUGGCUAGUAAUUCUGUCAGGUAAUUUAAUGUAAUAUCCAUUACAUUGCAUGUAAAUAAACUGUUUCUUAUGUGAACUCAGUCUAAAAAUAUAACCUACAAUCAAAUUAAAAUGUAUGUCCUGUUCAUAUGUUACAUACAGAUACUUUUUCUGCAUGUACAUACAUUAUAUGAAUUACACACAGUGUACCCCAGGAGUCUCUGGGAUGUGCAACAUGAAAAUUUCAUUGUAAUUCAGUAUAAUAAAAUUUUGGAAAUUUGUAA
Messenger RNA from Schistocerca nitens (vagrant locust), 3530 nucleotides. Its product is annotated as nuclear RNA export factor 1-like. Gene Ontology annotation, molecular function: protein binding; RNA binding. NCBI's taxonomy places the organism in Eukaryota, Metazoa, Arthropoda, Insecta, Orthoptera, Acrididae. The record is from RefSeq and is a predicted model, not a curated record. The coding region runs from base 244 to 2073 and encodes 609 amino acids. The transcript has 13 exons. Gene Ontology annotation, cellular component: nucleus. Gene Ontology annotation, biological process: poly(A)+ mRNA export from nucleus.